This is a messenger RNA of Closterium sp. Naga37s-1, 1863 nucleotides long. Lineage: Eukaryota; Viridiplantae; Streptophyta; Zygnematophyceae; Desmidiales; Closteriaceae. The record is from the annotation of a GenBank genome assembly.
AUGACUGGCACGACUGGAAUGACUGCAUGUGAUGGCAUGACUGCAUGUGAUGGCAUGACUGCAUGUGAUGGCAUGACUGCAUGUGAUGGCAUGAGUGCAUGUGAUGGCAUGAGUGCAUGUGAUGGCAUGAGUGCAUGUGAUGGCAUGAGUGCAUGUGAUGGCAUGACUGCAUGUGAUGGCAUGAGUGCAUGUGAUGGCAUGAGUGCAUGUGAUGGCAUGACUGCAUGUGAUGGCAUGACUGCAUGUGAUGGCAUGACUGCAUGUGAUGGCAUGACUGCAUGUGAUGGCAUGACUGCAUGUGAUGGCAUGAGUGCAUGUGAUGGCAUGACUGCAUGUGAUGGCAUGAGUGCAUGUGAUGGCAUGAGUGCAUGUGAUGGCAUGAGUGCAUGUGAUGGCAUGAGUGCAUGUGAUGGCAUGACUGCAUGUGAUGGCAUGAGUGCAUGUGAUGGCAUGAGUGCAUGUGAUGGCAUGACUGCAUGUGAUGGCAUGACUGCAUGUGAUGGCAUGAGUGCAUGUGAUGGCAUGAGUGCAUGUGAUGGCAUGAGUGCAUGUGAUGGCAUGACUGCAUGUGAUGGCAUGAGUGCAUGUGAUGGCAUGAUGCAUACUGCAUGUGAUGGCAUGACUGCAUGUGAUGGCAUGAGUGCAUGUGAUGGCAUGAGUGCAUGUGAUGGCAUGAGUGCAUGUGAUGGCAUGACUGCAUGUGAUGGCAUGAGUGCAUGUGAUGGCAUGAGUGCAUGUGAUGGCAUGAGUGCAUGUGAUGGCAUGAGUGCAUGUGAUGGCAUGAGUGCAUGUGAUGGCAUGAGUGCAUGUGAUGGCAUGACUGCAUGUGAUGGCAUGACUGCAUGUGAUGGCAUGAGUGCAUGUGAUGGCAUGAGUGCAUGUGAUGGCAUGAGUGCAUGUGAUGGCAUGACUGCAUGUGAUGGCAUGAGUGCAUGUGAUGGCAUGAGUGCAUGUGAUGGCAUGAGUGCAUGUGAUGGCAUGACUGCAUGUGAUGGCAUGAGUGCAUGUGAUGGCAUGAGUGCAUGUGAUGGCAUGAGUGCAUGUGAUGGCAUGAGUGCAUGUGAUGGCAUGACUGCAUGUGAUGGCAUGACUGCAUGUGAUGGCAUGAGUGCAUGUGAUGGCAUGACUGCAUGUGAUGGCAUGAGUGCAUGUGAUGGCAUGAGUGCAUGUGAUGGCAUGACUGCAUGUGAUGGCAUGACUGCAUGUGAUGGCAUGAGUGCAUGUGAUGGCAUGAGUGCAUGUGAUGGCAUGAGUGCAUGUGAUGGCAUGACUGCAUGUGAUGGCAUGAGUGCAUGUGAUGGCAUGAGUGCAUGUGAUGGCAUGAGUGCAUGUGAUGGCAUGAGUGCAUGUGAUGGCAUGACUGCAUGUGAUGGCAUGACUGCAUGUGAUGGCAUGAGUGCAUGUGAUGGCAUGACUGCAUGUGAUGGCAUGAGUGCAUGUGAUGGCAUGAGUGCAUGUGAUGGCAUGAGUGCAUGUGAUGGCAUGACUGCAUGUGAUGGCAUGAGUGCAUGUGAUGGCAUGAGUGCAUGUGAUGGCAUGAGUGCAUGUGAUGGCAUGACUGCAUGUGAUGGCAUGAGUGCAUGUGAUGGCAUGAGUGCAUGUGAUGGCAUGAGUGCAUGUGAUGGCAUGACUGCAUGUGAUGGCAUGACUGCAUGUGAUGGCAUGAGUGCAUGUGAUGGCAUGAGUGCAUGUGAUGGCAUGAGUGCAUGUGAUGGCAUGACUGCAUGUGAUGGCAUGACUGCAUGUGAUGGCAUGAGUGCAUGUGAUGGCAUGAGUGCAUGUGAUGGCAUGAGUGCAUGUGAUGGCAUGACUGCAUGUGAUGGCAUGAGUGCAUGUGAUGGCAUGAGUGCAUGUGAUGCAUGA